AGCGGAUUCUAGGGUUUGGGGAGGCGCUCUCAUUCAGGGACUCAAGUCUCAAGCACUGAAGCAGGGAGGUCCGAGGAACUCCUGAGUCCUGGAAGAAUCGAGUCCACAUGGCGAGCGCUUCGGUUGAACCGUCAGCAGGUUGUCGGGAACGAGAACAAAAUCUUGCAGCAUUGGCUGAGGAUACCCAAGAGCCGGACAUUGCUGACGAAGAGGGCACCAUGGAGUUGCCGCAACCGCAGGCGCAAGAAACAAAGGCGUGGGGUCGCCUUGCUAGCCUGGACCCUGGCAAAUGGCCCGAUAUCAUACUGGCAGAUGCCGAACACAUCAUUGGAAGAAAGCAUGCGGGGGAUAACCCCAAAGUCAGCCGACAGCACUGUCGCCUUCUGAAAGAUGCCCUCGAAGGAGCUCAAAUUGAGAAUUGGAGUUCUACUGGUCUUCAGCUUAAUGGUUCUUCAAUUGAGAAAGGCAGAUUGGUCAAAAUGGCGGACAAGGAUACGAUUACGCUGGGGGUGCCUGAGGCUGGCUGUCCCCAAUACAUAUUUCUGGUGACGGAAACGAAGAAGCGCACACAUGAAGAGGCAAGCCAGUCGGAAGCGUCUGCACAACCUGCAAGUCCGAGCCGAGCAUCCUCCCUUCAGACAGGGUCAUCUAUGCAAGGGGGAACGCAAACAUCAAUCAAUGGAUCCCCGCUGAAACGCUUGAAGGGCAUUGAGUUGAGUGAAGCCGAGAAGUCGGAGAAGCUCGAGUGCGGCAUCUGCCACGACAUCUGGCACAACUGUGUGUCAACCAUUCCCUGCCUCCACACAUUUUGCGCCGCCUGCCUCUCCGGCUGGGUCAAGCGGUCCAACACGUGUCCGAAGUGUCGUGGCCAACUGACCGCCGUCAGCAGGAAUCGUGAUCUGAAUGCCCUGGUGGAGGACUUCCUGAAGGAGAACCCCGACAAGCAAAGGGACCCUGAGGACCUUGCACAAGCCGACAAGGAGAACAUAUUCGACAAGGAUCCGUUCCCGCUACCGGUUGCUGACCGGGGUGACGUGGACAACAGUGACGAGUACGACAGUGACGCUGACAACAGCGACGACGACCUGCAAGAAAACCUCUGUCCACAAUGCCCGCCAGCUCAGCGCGGGGGCUUCACUUGUGCUCCCAAUCAGGCGCAUCUCUGGUGCGCCGCCUGCCACAAUGUAAUGCCCAACCGAGGGCUCCCAACGCAGAGAUGCCACUGGUGCCAGCAGCCGGGCUGCGACCUCUACUUCCGGAGCCUGCCCCCGCCCCUUGACGGCCUCCCGAACGAGUGCACCGGGCACGAAUCCAUGCGCCUCAAGAAGCUGAACGCGAGGACUUGGAACGUUCUACCCGUCUCUAGUUUCAGCUCCAACCAGGUUGAGCAAGAGGUCCUUCGGCAGUACCUCGUGGAGCACCAGAAGACGGUCCAGGACGCGGUUCAAGAAUCGCUGGGCAAAGUCGAAACAGGGGACUGGGAUUUUCCCCGGGACCACAUCCAGCCAACUGGGCCGAUCGGGACGCCCCUCCCGGCCGACCUAGCCCACGACUCGCCGCUAUGCGGGAUCUGUUCUGAUCGCGUCGUUGGCGGGCUCCUGUACAAAUACCGGGAGGGGAUACAAGCGGCGGACCUGCCGGCCCCGUAUUCAACAAGGCCAGACUGCUGGUGGGGCUGGGAGUGCAGGACGCAGCGGCAUAAGGUAGAUCAUGCUACGCGACUGAACCACGUGUGCGGGAGGACUAGAAGAACAGCUGCAGGGUCUCAGUAAGCAUAGUCUUUGCAAGCCCGGUACAUAGUCGUCAAGUUCCGGAUGAGCAGACCAACAGAAAAGCUCGCUAGCACAAACCAAGAGAGAGACACGCUCAUGCUCUAGAGUCUGGAUGAAGGGGUCGACUAGUAGCUCGUCCGAACCGGAAUGGAGGAGUGCGGGUCUCUUGACUGUCAGUCGUUAGUCGUGUCCUUCUUGACAAGACCGAAGGGUAGGCUGAUUGAGGCUAGUCAAACGCUUGCGCAUGUCAAAACUAGGUAAGCUGGCCGAAUAUGCUAUAACCUCCGACAAGGUAUCGUUGCAAUAAUCUGACACGCCAAGCAGACGCACACUGAUC
Klebsormidium nitens is the source of this 2109-nucleotide messenger RNA. NCBI's taxonomy places the organism in Eukaryota, Viridiplantae, Streptophyta, Klebsormidiophyceae, Klebsormidiales, Klebsormidiaceae. The record is from the annotation of a GenBank genome assembly.